Molecule: messenger RNA, 1173 nt
Organism: Elaeis guineensis (African oil palm)
Lineage: Eukaryota; Viridiplantae; Streptophyta; Magnoliopsida; Arecales; Arecaceae
Product: zinc finger A20 and AN1 domain-containing stress-associated protein 5
Molecular function (GO): zinc ion binding; DNA binding
Source: RefSeq, a predicted model, not a curated record
ACGGAGGGAGGCACCUGGAAUCUUCCGAAAACCAGAAGGCGAAAACCACCAGCGGUUUUUGCUCCAGCUGCUGUUUGGUUGGGCCCUUCUGCCCCCCGGCGCGCUCCCUCUCGCCGUCAAUUAUCGUAUUCUAUUUUUUUUUGUUUUUUAAUUCUGUGUUUCCCUAUAUGACUUUCCAGCCUGGAAACCCAGAUUUCCAGAACAAACCCACCGGCAUCGUCGCUGCCAUCCUUGCUAUUACUUUCCCCCUUCCCGUCUCCUCGAUUACCAUUCCUCCUCCUUUCUCUUCUUUCUUUGAGAGAAGCUGGGUCGAAACCGAGUGAUUGGAUCUUAGCUUCGUUCUUCGCUGCCUCGCGUGGAGCUUUUCUUAUUGACGGAUCGCUGUUCCUCGUAUCGAUAUCUAGUGAAAUAAAUUUAGCAAAAAAUUUGAUUGGAAGAAGAUGGCGGAAGAAGGGAGAUGCCAGGAGGGGCACCGCCUUUGCGCGAACAACUGUGGCUUCUUCGGGAGCCCGGCGACGCUCAACCUCUGCUCCAAAUGCUACCGCGACUACCGUCUCAAGGAAGAGCAGGCCGCCUCCGCCAAGAUCGCUGUCGAGAAAUCCUUCGCCUCCUCCUCUUCCAGCUCCCCCUCCGCCGUCGCUGUGACGAGUCCGGCCGGAGAUGCGAGGAGCCCUGUGGCCCUGACCUUGCCAGAGGCGGCGGUGUCGGAGACGUCGCCGGUGGCCUCGCAGACGAGCAGGUGUACGGCGUGCCGGAAGAGGGUGGGGCUGACGGGGUUCAAGUGCCGGUGCGGGUCGACCUACUGCGGGGGCCACCGAUACCCGGAGCAGCACGGCUGCACCUUCGACUUCAAGGCGGCAGGCCGCGAGGCCAUCGCCCGUGCCAACCCCGUCGUCAAGGCCCACAAACUCGACAACAAGAUCUAGAUCUCACACAGAUCCUCUACCCCCGUUCGCUCGUCCGUUCAUCAAUCCAUCUGGUGUUCUGUUGUCGUUUCGUUGACGGACGUGAUCUAUCCUUCCCUGAUGGGACGCCGGCAUAUGUGCGCGUGUGCUGCCGGGUCUGGUGGUUGUGCUUUUCUUUGUUUUUUUAUAAAAAAAAUAGAUGGAUAUAAAGCCGAAAUGUAAACAAUUAUAUCCGCUUUAUUUUAGUGUUUGGCUUUUAUUUUAAUUA